AUGACCAAACACACCCCCGACUCCCUCCGCACCCGCGUGUCCUCACUCUCUCUCCGCCUGCAGGCAAUGGAAGCCGCCGAAGCCCUCUCCCGCUCGCAAUCGCCCGCGCCCUCGAUGGCUGCCUCGACAACCAUCCCCGUCACGGCGUCCAAGCCCUUCCUCCUCGCCGACAUGGAAGGCCGCCCCGCCGCCUCCAACCCCGUCUGCGAGUCCUGCUGGAACGCCCUCCGCUACAGCGAGGUGAAGCAGACCUCCCGCGCCGCCUCCCCGGCCGCAUGCAAGCUCUGCGCCGUCGCCGCGGGCAAGCCCGAAGCCUACACCCAGCCCUUCGUCGACUUCCUCACCGAGAACCCCACAAUCUUCCACGCCGUCUCCUACUUCAAGACCAAGCUCGCCGCCGCCGGCUUCACCGAGCUGCCCGCCCGCGACAGCUGGAAGCUCCAGCCCGGCGGCAAGUACUGGACCACCAAGAACGGCUCCGGCCUCAUCGCCUUCACCGUCGGCGAGGCCUACAAGCCCGGCAACGGCGUCGCCAUGAUCGCCGGCCACAUCGACGCUCUCACCGCCAAGCUCAAGCCCGUCUCGACCAAGCCCACCCGCGCCGGCUACCUCCAGCUCGGCGUCGCCCCCUACGCCGGCGCCCUCAACCAGACCUGGUGGGACCGCGACCUCUCCAUCGGCGGCCGCGUCAUCGUCCGCGACGAGUCCAACAAGACCACCACCAAGCUCGUCCGCCUCGACUGGCCCAUCGCCCGCAUCCCCACCCUCGCGCCGCACUUUGGCGUCGGCAUGAUGGGCCAGAACAACCCCGAGACCCAGGCUGUGCCCAUCAUCGGCCUCGAGAGCUCCUCCGACGCCGCUCCCAUCGAGCCCCUCGGCCCCAAGGGCUCCUUCGUCAACACCCAGCCCCCGAAGCUCGUCAAGCUCAUCUCCUCGGAGCUCGGCCUCGCCUCCCCGACCCAGAUCGUCAACUGGGAGCUCGAGCUCUACGACUCCCAGCCCGCCCAGACCGGCGGCCUCGACCGCGAGUUCAUCUUCGGCGGCCGCAUCGACGACAAGCUCUGCUCCUGGGCCGCCUUCACCGGCCUCCUCGCCGCCGAAUCCUCCCCCUCCGACGGCGUCAUCAAGCUCGUCGCCCUCUUCGACGACGAGGAGAUCGGCUCCCUCCUCCGCCAGGGCGCCCGCUCCAACUUCCUCCCCCUCACAAUCGAGCGCGCCGUCGAGGCCCUCUCCGCCGCCGCCGACGUCCCCUUCGGCUCCAACACUCUCGGCCAGACCUACGCCUCCUCCUUCCUCGUCUCCGCCGACGUCACCCACGCCGGCAACCCCAACUUCCUCGGCUACUACCUCGACGACCACGUCCCCCGCCUCAACGUCGGCAUCGCCAUCUGCGGCGACAGCAACGGCCACAUGACCACCGACGCCGUCUCCACCGCCAUCCUCCAGCGCGUCGGCGAGCUCGCCGACGCGCCCACCCAGACCUUCCAGAUCCGCAACGACACCCGCAGCGGCGGCACCGUCGGCCCCGCGCUCAGCAGCGCCAUGGGCGUCAAGGCGGCCGACGCCGGCCUGCCGCAGCUGAGCAUGCACUCCAUCCGCGCGACGACCGGUGCGCUGGACCCUGGUCUGGGUGUCAAGUUCUUCAAGGGCUUUUUGGACCACUGGGAGAAGAUUGACGGCGAGUGGCACUGA
Molecule: messenger RNA, 1692 nt
Organism: Colletotrichum chrysophilum
Lineage: Eukaryota; Fungi; Ascomycota; Sordariomycetes; Glomerellales; Glomerellaceae
Exons: 1
Coding region: 1-1692 (563 amino acids)
Biological process (GO): proteolysis
Cellular component (GO): fungal-type vacuole
Molecular function (GO): zinc ion binding; metalloaminopeptidase activity
Source: RefSeq, a predicted model, not a curated record